AGAAUAUAGCGUGUGUGUGCUGUGGGCGGAUGGAGGUUCUUGCUAACUCGAGAGAAAGUGACGAAAAUUACGCUAUCCACGAGGAGCUUCACAUGUAUCCGUGAUGUAGGAGGUGAAAAGACUGGCAGGUUUACAGUAAAGAGAUCUUGUAUCAUUUAAUGGAAACUUGAGGACCAAUUGGACAUCUUUGGCCCCUUGACUCCUGCCAGCCAUGCAGGCGUGCCUGGCUUUGUGUUUAGCCGUGGUGCUAAGAUGGGUCAAGGCACAGGAUUCAGUGUGUGCCAGCAAUCCGUGCCUGCAUGGGGGUGUCUGCACAGAGCAGUUGUGGAAAGUCAGCACUUAUAGCUGCAACUGUUCCUCAGAGUGGACAGGUCAAAACUGCGAACAAGAUGUUGAUGAAUGUACCAGCAGCCCGUGUAAGAACAUGGGUCUUUGCAUCAACAAGGAACAGGGUUUUACCUGUAAUUGUCUACCACAGUGGAUUGGUCCAACGUGCGAGAGACCCUCACAGUGUGGUCCUCAGUUAUAUUCCGGCUGGCCUAGCCAGAAGAAAUCAAUAUCGGGACCAGUGUUCACCCAAGCAAACUUCACUGACAGGCUCCUGCCGUACAUCUGCAGCUACACCAUCCAGAACCUUCAGAAGACAGGCAAAGUGCAGCUUAUCUUUGAUGACUUCUUGAUGUCUGGAAGUAAGACCAGGCAGCCUUGCAUGUGGUCUUACGACAAGAAUGGAAUCGAGGUAUACGAUGGUGAGUCAGCUAGUCCGGUGAUUGAGCAAUGCUUUGCAUCAUACAAGCGGCCAGGAGCAUUGAUAUCAACUGAGAACUCGCUGCGUAUAGAGUUCAAACACUGGAGUAGCAUAGCUUUCCAGUUUCCAGUCUUCCGAGCCCACUACCGAUUUCUGUCGGCCAGUGAACAGGCUUUUAAACCAAUAGUGGACACACUAGCAUUCUUUGAUGAUCGUCAGAGCCAGUUUGCCACGGUCCUAUGGCAGCCAGAGACCCACGAUAUGCUGUGGCUCUUUGUUGCACCCAAGAAGAAGCAUGUAUUCUUGUCUCUUAACCCCAUCUUUAAGUCGGACAGUAUCAUCAUUACGCUGGACAUCCAUGACGGAAUCACAUCAGACGCUCCUAAGAAUCACUCCCUCCAUUAUAAAUACCAAUUCCCAACGCUGGAGAUGAUCUCUACAGGCAAUGGGUUGUAUGUCCGCUGUUUCACUAACAGACUGGUCAAUCAGAACGUCACGGUAGCCGGAAUGUUUGUCUUCUUCUCCAAAGCUGAGAGCCAAGAGUUGUGCUCUGAUUUCUGGUGUGCCAACAAGCGCUGUAUCUCCAGCGCCUUGGAAUGUGACGGGAUUAACCACUGUGGAGAUAACUCAGACGAGAAACCCUGCCUAGGGUUAUGUCCAGAGCAUUGGUGCGCCAAUGGUGGGACAUGUCAUGAAGUAAUCAGUGGGUACCCACGCUGCUCUUGCCAGCCUAACUUCUCUGGUGAUAGGUGUCAGGAGGAGGAAGUGUGCCCGAAAGAUUACUGUAUGAAUGGUGGGAUAUGCCUGGGAUCGUCUGUAUCUACACGUUACUGCCUGUGUCAACGGCCGUACUCAGGAGUCAAUUGCCAGCAAGACAAUUCAGGAUGUCCGCACCACUACUGUCAGAAUGGAGGCAGCUGUGAGGGGACACAUGAACUGUACAACUGCAAAUGCCCAGCUGACUUCACCGGCACGUACUGUGAAUUCAAAUAUGUAGAAACCUACGAGGACGAAUCAUUCCUGAACAACCUAACGUACACGCUGAUCACGGUCAUACCCAUCGCGAUUCUACUUGUCAUGAUAUGGGUUUGCUGCAGGAUGAGAAACUGCAGUUUCUAUCCGUUGAACACUCGCCGGUCCUUGGUGGAGCGAGAACUUCGACGACGCGAGAGGGAAUGCGAGAUGAGACGGAGAGAAAUGAGGGAAAGUUUGUCGGUUUCCGAUAACCCCUCCACAGUCAGCCGAAGUCUGUCUCGCAUGAGCUCAGUCAGCAUGUACACGGAUGAACCCCCACCAUACAAUGUGGUCGUCCGCAGCCAGCGUCGCAAAUUACGACGCCACCACUCCCACCCAGGUCCAACCCACUCAUCCAACGAAGAGCCGCCUCCAUCCUAUGAAAGCGUUGUCAUCUUCCUCAAUGGAGGGCAGCAGACAGAUCCCCCACCGUACAUCCGGGUCCUGCAGCGAUCCCAGUCUAGGGGUCGGCGGAGGUCGUUGGAAUCGUCGCAAACAGCCCUGGAGGGUGACACUGCUUUGCAGACAAGACUGAGCUCCGUGACAACCACAGGUGGUGAUUGGUCACCGGAGCAGAGUCAACGGGCAUCGGGAUGGGAGGUUGGUCGGCAUUCAUUGGAACGGGAGACGGGUCAAGGUUCAGUAGUACGUGAGCUUGGUCUGAGUUCACAAGGACAGCAGGAGGGUCAGAGUUCAACCGGACGGCAGCAGCAUCAAAGUUCAUCGGGACGACAGCAGGGGCAGAGUUCAUCUGGACAGCAACAGGAUCAGAGGUCAUCCGAAGGGCAGCAGGGUCAGAGUUCAUCAAGACAGCAGCAGGGUCAGAGUUCAUCGGGGCUUCCUGACCUCAAUACCACAGAGGACAGAGGAAGGAAGGAUGUGGAGGAGAACCCGGAACACAUCUCACUCCUGCCUGGAGGAGGGACAGAUUCAUAUUGAGGUGAGGGGGGGGGGGGGGGUGACCAUCUGGAAGGAGAGUUGUCAAGGCACCAGUUACUAACAAUACACAUCAAUAUUACAUUGGGCUGGUAACCAGAGUCUAUUUUUAGUGCUACCAGGGCAUGGUGAGCAUUUGCAUAUAAAGUAUUCGCUUGAUACAUGGCUGUAUUCAUUCAGUUUUUUUUAAUUGAUUUUUUUGUGAGUCCGUUCAGCAAUGCAUGUCUUGUAUUAUCUCGGUGCCUGUCAUCACCAACUCCAUACAAAUAAAGAGACUUGCGCAACACUCGCAGUUAAAGUGUGACAAUCAAAGCAAUGUAAAAGUUGACGCAAUGAUGUUAAAAAGCAGAAUAGAAGAAGCCUUUAUUGUAAAGACGUUAACUUCCAAUUUAUACAAAGUUUUCUACUAUGACAGCUUUUUACAUUUUUGGGGUUAGAUUUUAGUCAUUUAGUUUAAAAACAAACUGUGUUAAUUAAACCUAGCAAUCCUAAAUCCGUCAAAGUCCAUUCCAGGAAGAUCUGACUUGGGUUGGAAAGGGAUGUCAAUCGUAUCCAAGUCCAAACAUUUAGGAUGAGUGGAAAAUCAUUUAUUUGGUUUGCAGUAACACCAUGUGUGUGAUAU
Messenger RNA from Asterias rubens (European starfish), 3320 nucleotides. RefSeq lists its product as uncharacterized. The transcript is spliced from 14 exons. Gene Ontology annotation, molecular function: protein binding; calcium ion binding. Bases 212 to 2701 code for a protein of 829 amino acids. Gene Ontology annotation, biological process: establishment or maintenance of epithelial cell apical/basal polarity; heterophilic cell-cell adhesion. NCBI's taxonomy places the organism in Eukaryota, Metazoa, Echinodermata, Asteroidea, Forcipulatida, Asteriidae. Gene Ontology annotation, cellular component: protein-containing complex; plasma membrane. The record is from RefSeq and is a predicted model, not a curated record.